Messenger RNA from Gloeophyllum trabeum ATCC 11539, 1190 nucleotides. Its product is annotated as terpenoid cyclases/Protein prenyltransferase. Gene Ontology annotation, biological process: protein geranylgeranylation. The record is from RefSeq and is a predicted model, not a curated record. Bases 1 to 1098 code for a protein of 365 amino acids. The transcript is spliced from 8 exons. Gene Ontology annotation, molecular function: CAAX-protein geranylgeranyltransferase activity. Gene Ontology annotation, cellular component: CAAX-protein geranylgeranyltransferase complex. NCBI's taxonomy places the organism in Eukaryota, Fungi, Basidiomycota, Agaricomycetes, Gloeophyllales, Gloeophyllaceae.
AUGGCGGAAUCCCCGGAGCCCUUGCCCAAAUUAUCUCGCAACGCACAUGCAUUGCAUUGCAUACGAUGUCUGUCGGGAUUGCCGUCCUCGCAGACGGAGAUGGAUUCGUCUCGUUUGGCGUUGGUGUUCUAUUGCCUUGGGUCCCUUGACCUGCUUGGAGUACUGGAGUCAAAGAGCACUGAUGCGGAUCGAGAAAGCUGGAAGGAAUGGAUAUGGCAACAGCAUGCCAGCGGGAAGUACGGUGCAGGCUUUCGACCAAGCCCCUUCAUGACAGGGGCAGGUUCCCAGAGCGCAGAAUACUCCGAAUAUGACACGCCACACCUGAUAAUGACUUACACUGCGCUGCUUUCGCUCUCUAUCCUGAGGGACGACUUCGCCCGCCUCCACCGGCAGGGUCUGCUGACGUUCCUCCGGAGCUGCCAGCGCGAAGACGGCAGCUUCUGCAGUUACCCUAAUAGCACGGAAUCCGACUUGAGAUCGGUGUACUGCGCAUUCGCCAUCAGCAGCAUGUUGGACGACUGGUCGGGCAUAGACGUCCCCCGCGCAUUGUCGUUCAUCAGCAAAUGCCGGACAUACGAGGGCGGGUACGGUCAGGAGCCGUAUGCCGAAGCACAAGGAGGGACAACCUACUGCGCUCUCGCAGCCAUACACCUAGCCCUCAGCGCUCCCCAUUCAACUUCUCUAUCCCUUAGCGGACUCACACAGGCCCAACGGCGGCAGACAAUCCGAUGGCUCGUCCACAACCAAGAGUCAUUGGGCGGAUUCCGUGGGCGCACGGAAAAGGAUCCGGACGCGUGUUAUUGUUUCUGGUGUGGCGCCUCUCUCCAGAUAUUAGACGUGAAAGGCCUGGUGGAUACUGGUCCUCUGGCUUCGUUCUUGGCGAAGUGCCAGUUCAAAUUCGGGGGGAUUGCCAAAGCCCCUGGCGAACAUUCUGAUCCAUUUCAUACGUACCUCUCCCUCGCUGCCUUGGGAAUAUACCUCCCAGAGGACCCGGAAGAGUCCUGGAAGUUCGAGGCAUUGGAUCCCUCAUUGAAUGCAAGACUAGAGACGGCCCAAUGGGCCCGGGAGAAGAUACCCUCAAGGUCUCUCGGACACUGAACACGAGCCUGUGGAUGAUUUUGUCGAUCUUGUCUGAAUUGUUGCACUGGGUAUAGCGAUUGAAUCUUUCCAACUGUCGCAAUUCUUCCAAC